Molecule: messenger RNA, 1875 nt
Organism: Hyposmocoma kahamanoa
Lineage: Eukaryota; Metazoa; Arthropoda; Insecta; Lepidoptera; Cosmopterigidae
Gene: RnrS
Product: ribonucleoside-diphosphate reductase subunit M2
Exons: 6
Coding region: 129-1256 (375 amino acids)
Biological process (GO): deoxyribonucleotide biosynthetic process
Cellular component (GO): cytosol
Molecular function (GO): ribonucleoside-diphosphate reductase activity, thioredoxin disulfide as acceptor
Source: RefSeq, a predicted model, not a curated record
AAAGUCGGUCAACAAAAGCCGCGAAUAGUCACAGAUCUGAAUUGAACCUCAUUGUGUUAGCUUGUGUAUUGAUAGAAUACCAGUAGUCUGACUUUAUUUAAUUCACAGAACAGUAAAAUCUGUUUAAAAUGUCUCAUAAUAGCGACAAAGAAAAUCUACACAACGGUAUCAAUAACGUACACAUCAAGUCCCCAGUUAAAAAUAACGUCUUGAUUGUGCGAAACGGCAAUGUAAAACACGAGGAAAUGGAAGUCGAAAAAGAUAAAUCUACGCCGGCAUUUGAUCCCCAAUUGGAGCCCCUGCUACGGGAAAACCCGCGACGCUUUGUCAUAUUCCCUAUUCAGUAUCCUGACAUCUGGCAAAUGUACAAAAAGGCGGAAGCUUCAUUUUGGACUGCUGAAGAAGUGGAUCUGUCAAAGGAUUUAGUGGACUGGGAAAACCUUAAGGAUGGUGAAAGGCAUUUCAUCAAACAUGUUCUGGCUUUCUUUGCGGCGUCAGAUGGCAUUGUCAACGAGAACUUGGUGGAGAGGUUCUCACAGGAGGUGCAAGUCACUGAAGCUAGGUGCUUCUAUGGUUUCCAGAUCGCUAUGGAAAAUGUUCACUCAGAAAUGUAUUCUUUACUCAUUGACACUUACAUCAGAGAUCCUAAGGAGAGGGACUUCCUGUUCAAUGCUGUUGAGACCUUGCCCUGUGUAAAGAAGAAGGCGGACUGGGCUCUGCAGUGGAUUGCAAGCAAAUCCGCAACUUUCGGUGAGCGGAUCGUCGCCUUCGCCGCCGUCGAGGGCAUUUUCUUCUCGGGGAGUUUCGCCUCUAUUUUUUGGUUGAAGAAGCGCGGUCUCAUGCCUGGAUUGACCUUCAGCAAUGAGCUUAUUUCAAGAGAUGAGGGUCUACACACAGACUUUGCUUGCCUAAUGUUCAAGCACCUAGUUCAGAAGCCAAGCAAGGAGCAUGUACUGAAAAUUAUAAAGGAUGCAGUCGUGAUUGAGCAAGAGUUCCUCACGGACGCCUUGCCGGUUAGGCUACUUGGCAUGAACUGCGAACUUAUGUCGGAGUACAUCGAAUUUGUCGCUGACAGACUGCUUAUCGAUCUGAUUGGUGAAAAGCAUUACAACACAAAGAACCCAUUUGACUUCAUGAACCUCAUAUCUCUGGAAGGUAAGACCAAUUUCUUUGAGAAGAAAGUGGCAGAAUACCAGAAGUGGGGUGUCAUGACCAAGCCCAUGGACAAUGUCUUCACAUUAGAUGCAGAAUUCUAAUUUUCUAUUAAGUUGACAAAUCUUCUAUGAAGCUUGAACAGUAUUAUUGAUUCCAGUGUAGUUGGAAAUUCAAGACCAAUGUAAUUUUAAUGACUUACUAAUUUGUAAGUGAAGAAAAUCUCUUGCUUUUUGAUAAGUUCCUGGUGUACUAAACAUAGAUAGAAUGAGUGUAGAUAAUUUAAAAAAAUAAGUGUUGUUUUAGGUGACAAUCACGGUUAAAUCACCCAAAGUAUUUACCAAAUUCUGAUUUUUUAAUGAUGGUUGACUUUCCAGUAUUUUGACAAAACAAUAUGAACCCAGUUGGGCACUAAACAUCACUAUAGCACCGUGCUCGCUACUCGCGAGUGUUGAUUCGUGCCCGAAAAACCCUAACGUACGCGAACGCACUGUUUUCAUAACGCAUGUUCGUGUUUCACCUCUCCAUAAAGCUCUGCACUAGCUUGAAUAUGAUUGAAAACGAAUAUUUUUAUAGACUUAAAGAGUUUACGCCUAUUAAGUGACUAAGUAAUUUGACUAAAUUUUAAUGUAAUUUUAAGUGUUUAAUUAAAGCUAUAUGUAUGUUACUUACUUUGUAAAAUGUAAGAAAGUAUUUUGACAUUUUGCAAACAAAACGUUAGUC